Molecule: messenger RNA, 636 nt
Organism: Caenorhabditis elegans
Lineage: Eukaryota; Metazoa; Nematoda; Chromadorea; Rhabditida; Rhabditidae
Gene: Y52B11A.8
Product: Phospholipase A2-like protein Y52B11A.8
Exons: 5
Coding region: 5-529 (174 amino acids)
Biological process (GO): phospholipid metabolic process; arachidonate secretion
Cellular component (GO): extracellular region
Molecular function (GO): A2-type glycerophospholipase activity
Source: RefSeq, marked reviewed
CAGGAUGCGCGGUCUUCUCGUUGCCACGUGGAUUUUCGUCUCGGUGGCAGCUUCAGCCACCCCAACCACCACCACAAAAUCCCCGCCACCAACGACAACGACACUGUCUCCGCAAAUUCUCAAAGCCAAGCUUCCACCAGUCGUCAAAAAUGCCACGUGGGAGUGCGGAACCGACGAGUUCACCAAGUCGAUCAGCGAAGGCGAGAUUCAGGCGAAAUGCCCAAAGCUCAGAGAUCACAUCAACAGUUGCUGCCUUCAACACGACGGCUGCUACGAAGCACAGUCGGGACAAAAGUUCUGCGAUGACACGUUUUGCUCGUGUCUUGAGCGCCGUUCUCGAAGCUCCAAAUCAUGCCACGACGAGUCGGCUCCACUAUUCUGCGAUCUCGUCCGAACCUUUGGUGACGGUGCCUACGAAGCUUCUGGUCCAAACGCCUCGACUACCGAAGAGAGUCCUGCCGAGAAGGACGACUACGACUACGAAUCCCACGUGGCAGGACUAAAUGCCACGCCAUCAUCAUCAACCUAACUACAAACUACAACCAAGACUACAAACUACAAACUACAAUUCUUGUGCCAUUUUCUUGUUUGUCUAGCUCAUUGUAAAUGAAUUAUUUUUGAAUAUUUCUGAAAAAU